Molecule: messenger RNA, 12694 nt
Organism: Nematostella vectensis (starlet sea anemone)
Lineage: Eukaryota; Metazoa; Cnidaria; Anthozoa; Actiniaria; Edwardsiidae
Product: dystrophin
Exons: 78
Coding region: 325-11895 (3856 amino acids)
Biological process (GO): synaptic signaling
Cellular component (GO): plasma membrane
Molecular function (GO): protein binding; zinc ion binding
Source: RefSeq, a predicted model, not a curated record
CACGCUGUGAUCGCCGAUUCGGACCUUGCUUGACUGAGCUGCUCGGAAAUGCUUGCAAACUUUGUGUUGUUAUCCCAUAACUCCACCUUUACUUCUCUAAGAACAGUGAGAUAACUAAGUCUUUUUGCAUCCCAGAGAUUGGAGCGAAGGGCUAAGUAAGCUGACUGUUUGCCCCUUGGUUAAUAGCAUGCGACUGUGAGUUUUAAAGUUUGGGGCAAAGUCGUGCGUUUACGUUACUACUAGAAGGGCUUCUUAUCUCGAAGCAGAGACUCAGAAGGAGAGACGAGAUAAAUACUGUUGGUUUUAUGAUCCAAGAGCAUAAAUAUGGAUCCAAUGGAGGAAGAUGAAUCAGGGACAUUCACUCUGAAGAUAAAGUCGCGAUCCGAUGAGCAUGAGGGCACUCAGAAGAAAACAUUCACAAAGUGGAUCAAUAUACAACUUUCCAGGGCAGGGAACAAUGUGCGAGUGGGUGACCUUUUCAAUGACCUGAAGGAUGGUACUAUAUUGAUAGCACUAUUAGAAGUCUUGACGGGAAAGAAGAUCAAACGUGAGCGAGGAAACAUGAGGCUCCAUCAUCUGAACAAUGUCAAUAAUGCAAUGAUGAUACUUGAGGAAAACGAUAUCCGUCUGAUCAACAUCAGCAAUAAUGAUAUCGUGGACGGGAACCACAAGAUGACGCUAGGCCUGAUAUGGAGCGUCAUCGCACACUUCCAGCUCAAUUUUGCACUUCAAUUCCUGAUGGACGAAGAGGGUACUCCCGAAGAGGUGCUGCUUAGCUGGUGUCAGAAUACCACCAAAGGGUACAAGGGGGUCAGCGUGACCAACUUUACCACAAGCUGGCGUGACGGCCUCGCUUUUAACGCAGUCAUACACAGAUACAGACCCGAUUUGUUUAGCUACGAUGCACUCGUAGGCAGCAGUCCCAUGAGCAAUUGCGAGCAUGCAUUCAAGGUAGCACGUGACUCUCUGGGGGUGGACAGCCUGCUGGACGCGGAGGAUGUAGUGCGUGACAGACCGGACAAGAAGUCCAUUAUCAUGUACGUGACCAUGUUGUGUCACAAACUCUCGCCGCUAAAGAUGGGUGCCGAUAAUGGGGGGCAUGGCGUGACAGUCACGCGUAACGGUCGCGUAACACAGCAGACAACCACAAUGGAGAUGACCACCCGCCAGUCAAGCACUGUCAAGAGAACAAUCAAUACAUCGUACUCAAGCGACGGGCAAAAAUACGUGAAGACAAGCCACGAAGAGCAUGACGGGGAACCUGUCAGAUACGUCACCACGGCAACCACUAUUGUCAAGGAGCCGCCCACCAGCUCUGAGAGACCGUCAUCAACAGUGGUCGAAAGAAUUCUCGAAAAAAGACCGGAUUCAUUCAUCCUAGAGACGGGCAGCGUCCGUGACUCCGUGGGCUCAUUCUCGGAGUCUAAUCGGGACUCGAUGGCAGAUCGGGACUGGGAGGACUACAAUGCGCAGCUGCAGGAAGUUUUGACCUGGCUGAGGGAGGCUGAGACCAAGCUAAGUAACCAAGCCGACAUUUCCACUGACGUGGAUGUCGUCAAGGACCAGUUCCAUGAUCACGAGGACUUCAUGAUGGAGCUGACGUCACACCAGGCGAGUGUGGGCGGAGUACUGGAGUUCGGCAAUCAGCUCAUCAGCGAGGGCGUGGUCACGGAGAAGGAGGAGAACGAGAUACGUGACCAGAUGAUCUCGCUGAACGAGAGAUGGGAAUCGCUAAGGAUUACCUCCAUGGAGAGGCAGACCAGCUUGCACGAGCAAUUGAUGAGCCUUCAACAGCGACAGAUCGACCAGCUGGCGGAGUGGCUCGAUAAGGCGGAGAAGAUCAUCGAUGGUGCUGAGGAGCUGGGAUCAGACAUGGAGGCAGUGCGUCAACAGGUGGAACAACACAAGAAAUUUCAAGAAAAUCUGGAGCAGCAACAGCAGAAAGUGAAUUCGCUGACCCACAUGGUUGUGGUUGUUGAGGACAAUGCCGCCGAGAAUGUGACCGCAGACCUAGAGGAGCAGCUCGCUGUGUUGGGCGAGAGAUGGUCUGGCGUCUGCCGAUGGACUGAGAUGCGGUGGAGUAUUCUCCAGGAAGUCCUUAGCAACUGGCAAGAGUACCGGGACGAAGAGAAGCGUCUCGCCGCCUGGCUCAUGGAGAAGGAGAGAGAAAUAGAGGAUCUCAAAACAGUGGACCUCAGUAGUUUGGAUGACGUGAGGACCAAUCUCGAGCAGCUAGUGGCCCUUGAGCAAGAGAUGGAGGCACAACAGGCGACUUUCGGCACAUUCAACCUGGCGGCGGAGCGCGUAGCGGAGCAUCUUGACGAGGAUUCAGACGCUGUGAUGAACAUACAAGACAGGAUGGAGGACUUUAAUGACCAGUGGAACAAGAUUACUACUGACACCGCAAAUAGAAUUACAUUGCUUAAGGCAAUAGAACCCAGGCUGCAACACGCGAAGAGUGACAUGGACGAGAAAGUGCAGUGGAUAACAGAUACAGAAACUCUGCUAUUGUCGCCUAACGUCAACUUUAACGAAGACGCGAUGAGUAGCGAAGAGCUUCACUCGCAGUUAUCUCUGAUAGAGUCCCUGGAGAGUACCAGAAAGCACCGCGCGCCUAGCGUGACCGCGCUCCAGAAGAAGUGUGAGGAGAUCAAGGAGCAUUGUGGAGCGAACAAGACCGCGCCCAUAGCCAUGGAGCGCGACCUGAAGGUGUUCUUGGAGAAAUGGGAGCACGUGGCGAAGUUGAUAACUGAUGAGAGGGCCAAGGCAUCUAUGGCUAAGCAGCGUCGUGAUGUGUUGGACAUCAGCGGUAAAAUAGAGUCUGUCCUAAAGGAUGUAGAGCGCUUCAUUGAUCGCAUGGGUGAAGUACCCGCCAACGACUACGAGAUCAAAGUGCAGCAGGACCAAUGCAAGAGCAAGCUGGAUGAGAUGAAUGCCAACGAGUACAACUUGACCAAGAUGAAGGAUCUAUCCAAGGGACUCUCAAAGGACGACAAACAUGCGCCCGCAUUACAGGCAACUGUCAAGCGGCAAGACGAGCGUUGGACGAGCAUGCGUAGUGCGCUGGAGGAGCGUAAGCGAGAGCUAACUGUGAUACUUGAGUCUGGCCCUCCCAAGCAGUACUUGAACACUAUGGACUCAGUGUUGCUGACUAUCAAGAACAUCGAGAGCGUGUUGUCAGUCGAAUUCCUCAUCGGUGAAUUGAAGACAUUGGAGGAACAGAUGACCAAAUAUAAGCAACUGCAGUCCAACAUGCAAGACCAGAAGAAGAAUCUGGACUACCUGAACACAUCAGGAGACAAGUUUAUGAAGACUCUACCACGACAAAAGCUCGAGCAGCUACGGACCAAGCUGAACGACCUGAACAACAAGUGGAAGGACAUUAGUGUGCUAGCGGAGAAACGACAAACACAGGUGCAUAAAGCCAUCAACCAGAACAAGCAGUUUAGUGAGGAGAUAAAGGGGCUUCACAAGUGGAUCAGAGAGGUCAACGGUUUCUUGAAGGACCAAGUCCCAGCGGCAGGCGACCCGGAAACGCUAGAGGCUCAGCUAGACCAAAGCGAGGCUCUGCAAGGCGACAUUUCCAAGCUUCAGCGAAAACUAGAUUCCCUCAACGAGACCGGAACCUACAUGCUCAGCAAAGCUGAGUCGACCUAUGCCUCGAGAUUGCGUGACCAACUCGAUGACGUGACAGUUCGCUGGGAUGCGCUUGUUCGUCUUGCAGGGCGCGUAAAGGACAACCUCAUGGCCGCACUUGAGAAGUACCAGAAGGUGAGCCAUGACAUGAAAGAAAUGAGUCAUUGGAUCAUUCAGACGGAGAGAUCCAUCGCCGAUGAUGAUCGUGACAUUGCAAGUGGCGAGAUCACCAAUGAGAAGAUGGAUCAUUACAAGGAUCUCCAGCAGGACAUCUCGAAGCGUGCACCUGUCGUCGUGCGGAUCAACACGACCGUAAACCAGCUCGUCGACAAAACCAAGCAAGGUAGCUCAGGCACAUUGGUGGAGAACCUGAAAAAGCUGAACAGUGACUGGGCACGACUCAAGAAUAAGGUCGCGCAAAGGCAACACGAGUUCAAGUUGACUAAAUCUGAAAUGGAACAGUUCAAUGUCGCCAUCAAACAUGACUACCAGCAGAUGAGCGAGAUAGAUCGCGUGACAGAACGAUGCUAUGAUAGCCUGAAAGGAUCCGAGACCGACAUUGAAGACGCUCUUAGGAACCUGAAUCGCCUGCUGACCGGCCUAAAGACCACCGGGAGUGGAUCAGUGCAGGAUGUAGCCGCUGGUCUGAUCAACAAGAACAUCGCGGCAGCAGUAGUACGGAGACAGAGAGACGAAUAUGUGGAACGGCUAAACUCCAUGAGUGCACGUGUGGAUAGGACGAAACAGGUUCUCAAUGGAGAGCUGAGCAAACGGCAGCAACUAAAGAAAGACUUUGAGGUCAUUCGGAUCUGGAUAACAAAGAUCGAGGUUCUUAUCUCAUCUAAACUCACCUCCACCGAGACCUUGGACGAGCGGGAGCUCAAGAGUUUGACUGAAGAAUUCUCCUCCAACAAAGAACUGCUCGCCUCAAUCGAGAAAACCUGCCGAGAACUCGACCAAGCAACCCAGGGUACGAACUAUGCCAAGCUGCUUCGAGAUCUCGAGCACUUUAAGACCAAAUGGGAAACUGUACACACGAAAUUUGCUCAUGUACGAGACCAGCCGAUGAAGAAACUUGGUAGCGAGUUCGAGACUGUCACUGGUGAAUUACUAACACAACUGGACAAGAUAUCGAGGGGCGUUCGUAAAAUAAAGCUCGUAUCUGGAGAUCCUCGGGAUAUACAAAGUCUGAUUGAACAGUGCUCGUCGUACCGCGCGGAGCUUGCGAACAUCAAGAAGGACGUCGAGCAGGUGAAGAAGAUCGGGCAACAGAUAAUCGAGAAGAGCCCAGAAGAAAAGAAGAGCGGAGUGGAAAGAAGAGUCGAGGAGGUUGAACAUGAACACGUGGAGCUCGAAAAGAAAGUCCAGAAGAAGGUGGAGAAUUUCACCGAGGCCCUGAAGCUUUCUGAACGGCUCGAGAAUGACAUGACCAAACUUGAGACGUGGCUUGAGGAAACUAAGACUGAGGCCAAGCGACGGGCCGACGUGGGCUUCCCUGACGACAUCGACAACGACAUCAAGUGGAACAAGAGCAUCAUAAAAGAGGUCACGUCUCGGCUGAGCGAGGUGCAGCGACUGACGGAACUCGGUCGAGAGCUGGUGGAUCUUAGUGAGACCGGGCAGCUUGAGUCUCUCGAGGAUCGUCUGACGCGCAUCAACAACACGUGGGAGGAGCUGAGCUCAUUGCUAGAACACAGGUUGACUCUUCUCCCGAAAUACAAGACACAGUUGAAAGAUUUCGAGAAGCUGGUUGACCAGCUAAACAGCUGGUUAGACAAGAUGAAUAAAGAGGCGGACGCCGUAGACAUGUCCAGACCCGACGAGGCUCGUGAGAGAAUCCAGUUGCUACAAGAGGACGUAGACAAACACGAGUCGCAGUUCCAGAUCGUUCAACAGAAGACGAACGAGUUCGUGUGUCACGGCCGGCCAAUAAUGGAGCCCUACAGAAGGCUGCUUGACCGCAGAUGGGACGAGUUGACGGGCAAGAUGGACGACCUAGAGGAGGAGCUCGAGCACGUCAAGCAGGGAAAGGGGGCGGCUGUAGAAACAGAGAAAGCUUGGUCAUCAAAGCCUGUUGACACUCGCAUGUACACAUACGAAUCGCAUGGUCCCUACGUAUCAAAGGUUACUGUUAGGGAGCGGAAGGUCGUAAAACAGGGGGGAGUGACAGAGGAAGUUCUCACCACCUCAGAGCACGUGAUCUCAGAGACAGGAGUCCCGAUGCUGGAGGAAACGCUUACAACGCGCAGAACGUACUCUUUUGAUCCUGAGGAUGACGUGGACGAUCGACUCAACGCCAUCUUCGCCGAGAUUGAGGACUUAGAGAGACUGCUCCGCGAGAUCGAGAACCCCCGCAAAGAGGGUGUGGACAGCCACGAGGUCACCCCUCGGAUUAAGCAAGCAGAGGAUCGCCUAGACAAGCUUCAGCCGCGCGUGGAGUCCAUACUUCACGAGAGCAAGUCAUCUAGCGGUCGCGAGACGCCUAAAAGCAUGCGCAGACGUCAAUCGCUCCUGGAUUUGUCGGGUCGCUGGCUCAAGGCGUGCGAUGCUGUGGACAAAAACAAACGCGCUAUUAAGGUCGUGCCAAAUUGGUACCAAUUCACGAGUAACAUUGAUGACAUGAACGCUUGGCUAAAGAAAUUGGAAGACAGUGGGCGAGACAACAAUCCAGAACUACUAGCCAAGGAUCUUCGUCCCGGCGAGUUAGAAGAUCGUCGCGCGAAGUACGACAUGAUCUGCGGUGAGCUUGACAAGCUGGAGCGAGAGGGCGUGGAGAUCAUGUCACCCCAAGAGAUCAGCCGUCUGCGGGUCAGACUACGAGAGAUACUGUACAGGCUCGAGGUGUACAAGAAACCACCGGGAGACGUCGCGUCAUACCGGAUCGUGGUGCAUACGAAUGACGUCAAAGACGCAGACACCCGUGCGCAUGUGUCGUGCGUGUUGUAUGGCGACCGCGGCAAGACCUCACCUGAGAUCAAGCUUAGCCAAUCAGAGACCUACAACGUGCCGUUUGGCCGCGACCAGCUGGAUGUUUUCCAGGCCAAUGAUCUGCCCCAUGUGGGAGACCUCGGCAAAAUAAAGAUCUGGCAUGAUAACUCUGGUCCUAAGCCUGCGUGGAAUGUCAAGAGCAUCUACGUGGAAGACAGACUGACGGGCAAGGUCUACUGCUUCGACUGUAACAAGUGGGUGGGGCGAGACCGACCUGGCGAGUCACGUGAUGUCAAGUGUGUGGGAUUCACCGUGCCUAAGAAUGGCGAGGACAUCAUGACAAAGCACCGCCUUGCGCAUGUGCGAUGGAAGACGACCCUUGUCACAGGCGCGCCCGCGGACACCGUGUGGCCAGUGGUCGAGGAAAUAACCCGCCUUUCCGAUGACGUACGUGUGAUCGAGAAGCUUCUGUCGUCCUCGGAACUGCAGGGAGCGGACUAUGAAGACUUCUCCAGCCAGGAGGACAAACUCAAGGUUAUUGCUGAGAAACUCGAGGAGCUGGAGACGAAGGCGUCUGACGUUUUCAACCGAAGCGAGAACCUGACGCCAGACAAGUGCAGCGAGAAGGAAUACGACGCUGUCAAGCGUGCCGCCAGUAAAUUGCGCUUGGAUUGGAACACCGUCAACAAGGACUACAAGACGCGCAUGGUCAGAUGGGAGAAGGCGCAAACCGUAUGGCGGGCGUUCCAUUGCGAUCUUAAGGACCUGACGUCAUGGUUGAAUCGCGUAGAAAGAGUUCUGGCGGAUACCAAGAUGCCGAGCGGAGACCUGAACGUGGACGCCGCCAUGGCCGAACAGAGGAGCAUGGAGGACGGCAUCGCGACCCACCAGGGGACAGUCACGAACGUGAACACCAUGGGAGAGGAGAUUAUCAGCCAAUCAAACGCUAUCGAGGCCAAGCUGUUGCGUGACAAGCUUGGCGCCCUCAGCCGGCGAUGGAAGGAUGUGUGUAGCGAGGUGGCCGACAGGCGAGAUCGGUUCAAAGAAGAGGAAAUGCAGAUCCAGGAGUUUAUGGAAGAGAGUGGUGAGCUGCUGCAAUGGAUGGACGAUACCGAGGCUGUGCUGAAGACGAAAGACUUGUCUGCCGCGGACGAGGACGCACUGGAGGAACUGCUCGACAAAGUCAAGGAAGUUGAGCGUGAGAUCGAGGCUAAGGAUGACACGGUCAAGACGACCAAGGCGACAGGAGAGAGACUGCUGACCAAGACUGUCUUCUCAAAGCCCAACCACGACAUGGUCCGUACCCGCCUCGAUCUGGUGCUGGCGCGCUGGGAGAUACUGCGAAUGGACGGGCUGACGCGCAAACGCGCACUGGAUUCAAAACUUAGCAAGUUGAACCAGUUCAUGAACGAGCUUGAGGAGCUCUCCCUAUGGGCGUCGACGACACGUGACAUGGUGGAGACUCAGGCCAAUCUGAUAGAGGCGGGCAGCGCGGAUCAGACGGUGGUGGACGUCAAGUCUGUACAGGAGUCCUUAAAAGACCGCCAGAGAACACGUGACAACCUAAACGAUGCCAUGAGUGCCUUCAGACGGGAGAGCAAGCUCGAGUCUACCCAGAUCCCACGGUCACUCGAGGACAAGUUUAAGCAAUUGACAGAAGACUGGGCACGAAUAAGCUUACUCCUUACCAGGCUCUUCACCGCCAAAACGAGGACCCCAGUGAAGGAGCAGGUUCAAGUUGCUGCGGCACCCCGGGCCGAGGCACCCCGGGUCGAGGCAGCCGUGGACGGCUGGACGGAAGAGGAUCGCUCAUCCCCGUGGCCUAAGUUCGACAAGGCUGUGUCGGAACUCCAUAUAUGGCUUGAUGACGUGUCUGAUAUGAUGAAAGCCGAGAAGGUGGUCCUGGGAGAUAGUGACGACAUGUUCGCACUCGCCGAGAAACAGAAGUCUGUUGACGAACAGCUGAAGGCCAAGCAGCAUUUGCGAGAUGAGAUCGCCGAGAUGGGGCACAGUCUCUCAGAAGACGCGGAGAAAUAUGAGGACCGCCUUAUAAUCAGUAACAAGGUUGACAAGCUCAAAAAACACUGGGAGAAAGUACAAGACAAAUCCACGGUCUGGCGAGGGCAGAUUGACUACCUCAUGGAGGAGUGGAAGAGAUACGUGGAGCUGCGCGAGGAACUGGUGGAAUGGCUGAGGAAAUCGGAAGAAUACCUCGGGAAAGAUGACAACGCGUACAACUAUAAUGUCAGCGAGCUGGAGGAGCAAAUGGUGAAACACAAGGAGUUUGAGGAGGAUGUUGAGCUGUGGCGAGGUAGCAUCACCGCUGUCACCCAUUGCGGUGAGAACCUCUGCCGCGAAUUCCCGCAUUAUGAGUCCGCUGAGCUUAAGCACAAUUUGGCCGAUAUGAAGAACAGAUGGGACUCCGCGUGUCACAAGUCUGAGGCGCGCCGAGAGCAUCUGAAAGAAGCGUACGAACGCAUGGUCCAGUUCCACGAAGAGAUGAUUCACGCGCUCACGUGGCUCACAACGGCCGAGUCGAAAGUUGCGGAAUUGGACAGCGCGGUGGACACCACGGAAGCGGAGGAUCGCGACGCACUCAAAGCGGAAAUCAAGAAUCUCGAAGAGGACAUCAACAACCACCAGGAGAUGUUUGCAUCGCUCAACGAGAACGGACAUCACAUCAUGACCGAGAUGGAGCCUGGGGAUACCCUCACGGCCGUCCAAUCAAAACUCGACGAUAUGAAUGACAGGUGGCAAUCACUAAACGUACGCACAAUCGACAUCCGGGACCGUCUGGAGGAGACGGCCACUGAGUGGCGACAGUUGCUGAUGGACCUGCAGGAGAUCCUCGAGUGGAUCUCGCGCGCGGACGAGGAGAUCACCUCGCAACAGCCGAUAGGAGGGGACCUGGAGGCGGCGCAGAACCAGAACGAGCAGCACCAGGCCUUCAAAGGGAAGGUAAACGUACGGCGCCUGGUGGUCGAUAGGGCCCUGGACUCCGGUCGACGGUUCAUGGAUGACUACCGUGCCGAGAGAACCGCUGACACGGAAGACACGACACCGCGGGGGCGAGUGGCUGGCAACCUGCAGCAUCAGCUUGAAGUGGUGUCAGACCGCUGGUCAGCCUUGUGCCAGCGAUCCGAAGAGUGGCAGAAACAGGUGGAUGAGGCGUUACGGCGUUUCCAGCUGCUCCAGUCCCAAAUGGAAGAGAUUGACGCGCGGCUGACGGAGGCCGAGGUGGCGCGCGCGGGCUGGACACCAGUCCAGGAUCUUGUAAUCGAGUCGCUCAAUGAACAGAUGGAAGAAUUGAAGCUUCUUCAAGACCGCAUCGCCGCACUACAGCACAUGUUUGAGCAGAUGAGCAACACCGAGGGGGACCUGAGAAGGCGCGGUAUUAACAUCUCCGCAAACCUGCAAAACAGGAUUGACCAGUUGUAUCGACGCUGGAAACAGCUACAGCUGCAAAUGAUCCAGCGGCAAAACGCGCUACAGGAUGCGUACGCAGACGUGGACACGGGAUCUAUACAAGCGCUCGCAGCAAGCGUCGAUCCUCCCUGGGAAAGAGCUGUGGCGGUCAACCAGGUCCCUUACUACAUCAACCACAAGACUGAGACCACACAGUGGGAUCACCCCAAGAUGACUGAGCUCUACCACCAAAUCGCUGAACUUAACGACAUCAAGUACAGUGCGUACCGCACCGCCAUGAAGUUACGCUGCAUCCAAAAGGCCACCAAGCUGGACCUGGUGACACUGAACAAUCUCAGCUCGGCAUUUGUGCAGCAUAAUCUGAGCAAGGCGCGCAACGACGCGCUUAUUGGGGUCGCCGAGAUGGUCGAUACGCUGCACACCGUGUUUGACAACAUCGAGGUCGGCUUUGACAACGUCAAUCCAGCCAUCAAUAUUGAUUUGACACUCAACUGGCUUCUCAACGUCUAUGACAGUGGCCGUGUGGGCAAGAUUCGUCUUCUCUCAUUCAAGAUCGGACUUGUCUGUUUGUGCAGAGCUCAUCUUGAUGAUAAAUACAACUAUCUCUUCAAACUCGUCGCUGAUAAUGACGGCAAGAUGGACCACAAACAGCUUGGCCUGUUGCUACACGACUCAUUACAGGUCCCGCGCCAGUUGGGGGAAAUUGCCGCGUUUGGUGGUAGCAACAUCGAACCGAGCGUGCGCAGCUGUUUUGAAAAGGCUCGGGAGAAAGAACGUAUCGAUCCAACACAGUUUGUGUACUGGUUAUCAGCCGAGCCGCAGUCGAUCGUUUGGUUACCGACACUGCAUCGACUAGCUGCCUCCGAGGCCGUCAAACACAAGGCGAAGUGCAGUAUCUGCAAGGAGUACCCUAUUGUUGGAUUCAGGUUCCGGUGCUUGAAGUGUUUCAAUUACGACCUCUGUCAGAGUUGUUUCUGGUCCGGUCGCAUUUCGCACGAGCAUCGUCUAACCCACCCUGUCCACCAGUACUGCCUUUCGACAACAUCUGGAGAAGAUGUGAAGGACUUCCUUUCCAUGGUCAGGAACAAGUUUAAGGCUCGCAAGUACAAGAAGAACCCACCCAAGAAACUAGGCUAUCUCCCCAUUCAGACGGUCAUGGAGGGUGGAAACCUAGAAGCGCCUCCAAGCAUGACGCCUCAGCAGAACGUCAAUAACGAGGUCCACAACCGACUCGGCAUGUUCGCUAACAGGCUCGCGGAAGCAGAAUCCGAUGGAGGAAAAUACAGUCCGAAGCCGAUGGACGAGGAACACCAGCUAAUCGCUCAGUACUGCCAGAGUCUCAAGAGUGAAUCCACCGACGCGCCUCGCAGCCCCACACAGAUCGUCAUGUCACUGGACGCCAAUGAGAAAGACGACCUUGAAAGCGAGAUCGGCAAGCUGGAGGACGAGAACAGAGCUUUACAAUCCGAGUACGAAAGGCUCAAGUCGAUGCGCGACGCUGAUCACUCCUCGGACGGCGACCUGUCGACUGGGUCCCAGUCACGUGACACCGAGUUACUGACGGAAGCCAAGCUCUUGCGUCAACACAAAGGGAGACUUGAAGCGAGGAUGCAAGUACUCGAAGAUCACAAUCGACAGCUGGAGGCGCAGCUGCAGCGGCUACGACAGCUACUAGACCAGCCGAGCCAGGAUAACCGAGGCGCGCCUAAUCCAUAUACGCAUGGGUCCACUCCCACCUCCUCCAUCAGCUCCAUGGGGGAUCCGCCCUAUAUGUCCGGCCGAUCUCCGCGCCCGAAUAGGUCACGAGGACCCGACAGCGAUUCGGAAUCCGAGUCUAAUCCUAGUCCUGUCGUUCCCGAACCGCCGAGGAAUGGGCUACCGCACGAAACGAGGAAAAGUGAGUGAAGAAGAUCCAAAGACUCUGUUAGCGAUCUAUUCAGUACUGCUCAAGACGUCAACAAAGCUGUCGAAGACCUAGUCCACGUAAUGACGGACGACAAUGAGACAUAGCCAAUAAGAAACGCCGACAUUUCUAAUUCCAAUUAUGAAGUCAUAGCGUCACGUGAAUUGAGCACGUGACAAGAAUGCGCGCGCGUAUGAUUCAGAAAAGCGGCAAAUCGCUUUACGAAUCGAGGAUGUAUUCUGAACCCGCUAGGCUUACAUUGAAUUGUAAAUUCGCAACAUAUUUUUGUGUCCCAAUAUAAGGUAACCAACUAUAAAUGCCAAAAUUAAUGGAAUGUAAUACAAUAACGGCAAUCAAGCCAAGAAUUUUUCAGUUAUUGAGUUAGACAGAGAACAAUUCGAAUUGAUAAGGGAGUAGUUUUUCUCUCUUUGCAGCAUAUCUGUAGUUAGCCAAGCUUGUCUUCUACUUAUUGUAGUUCAGUGAUAUCUAUUUCGUGAUAUUCACCUAGCAAUAUUUACCUUUUCUUGAUAUUCACCCAGAGGAAGUCACCUGAUGUUAUUCACCUUAUGUCACUAACCCAGUGAUAUAUCAACCAAAGUGACUAUAACCACCUAAUGUUCCAGCCUUGUGAAAUUCAUUCCAACGAUACCAACUUAAGCUUCGUGUGUGACUCACUUGGAAUGCUUCUUUGCGAUUAUGUUGCUAGUGUGAAUGUAUUAUUCUGAUCUAAUUUUGUGUCGAUAUUCUUGGCUUUAUUGGAUCUAGCAAUUUAUGCAUAAAUAAAAUUUUAGUUCAUGUUAA